This is a messenger RNA of Thermothielavioides terrestris NRRL 8126, 890 nucleotides long. RefSeq lists its product as uncharacterized. The record is from RefSeq and is a predicted model, not a curated record. Lineage: Eukaryota; Fungi; Ascomycota; Sordariomycetes; Sordariales; Chaetomiaceae. Gene Ontology annotation, molecular function: protein binding. The transcript has a single exon. The coding region runs from base 142 to 714 and encodes 190 amino acids.
UUUUUUUUUUUUUCUGUUGCCACCUGGCUCGGUAUGAACGACCAACUUGUUUCUCUCUUGGCCUGCUGGUCGCCCUUCGCUAACUUCUUGAUUACGACGUUACCUUGGGUCAAUGGACACUGACGAUCUUCCCAGGGAGAAAUGUCUGUCAUGGACCUCAGUCCAAACGACGGCCUCAAGCUCCUUGGCUUGACAAAUUUACACGUGGCCGUGAUUCGGGGUGAGAAUCGCGAAGUCGCCAACAUCCUCGCACAGGGAAACAAAAAGGAGGUCAUCGAGUCUCGUGACUGGGAGGGCACAACUCCCUUGAUGACGGCGGUCCUCACGGGCCGGCUUGGGAUUGCUCGAAUGCUCUUACGAAACGGGGCUUCAAGCGAGGCUAAGGACCGAAAAGGGAACAAAGCUCUCCAGUAUGCGAGAUCCAGUUUCUUCAAGGAGAAACUCGUGAUUUACAAGCGGCUGGGAUUACCUCCGGUUUCCCGUAAGCAAGAAAAGAAGCAGCUGUCGAUCGCGAAGAUCUUAAGAUUCCCGAGAGCAUUGGAGUCCUGGUGCGUUCCCUCCCUCUUGUUUCCCUUUUCUCCCCAAUCCCGUACAGGUUGUAUACUAACACCACUCGUGAUGCAGCCGCCGUGGCGGCCGUCACAAAUACUCCGCCGCCAUCUUUUGCAAGGACGGCCAGAACUUGAGCGUCCUGAACCCGAGCUUGCAAUUUAAUAACGCAAAACAACGCCUCGAAAGAGCCACAGCCGGGUUUAUUGUGUCUGCCGCACUCCCCGGUGUGACGACGGCUGCCACGAGUGGAUGGCAACCCAAUGAGAGCAGGGGGGCGAAUGUUCUGAACAAUGCCAGAUAUACUCAGCUGGUCAGAGACCUUGCCGGUGUCCUGAAGU